GGAUUGAAAAAUGGCGGCAGUUCUAGGACGAACUGAAAUCGGAAUUAAAAAGACUGGAACAACUGUGUCAGUCCCUGAUAAUCCAAAGGCAAAACUGAUGUACUAUCUGAAUUGUAUGUGCUCCGUGUUAGACCUCAGUGGUACAGAUAACUUGACCAGGCUAAGAAAUUACAGACAAUACUCGUCACUGACUGAGGCGGAAACUGACGCCCUUGUAACACUCUGCUUUCUGUUGUCCCCAGAUGAGUUAUCUGGCAAAGUCAUUUUCCAGGAUGCCACUAUGUGUGGGGAUAGAAGUAAUGAAUUUUAUGAAAUCAGUGCCGUACGUAACAACUUACUGAUCUCUGAUUCUAUAAUUAUUGGUGGACAACGCAGAGCGGUUUCAAAAAUCAUGGCGUUCAAACAACAAUGGCUGAUCAACUAUUGGGUCAAUCCAAUGAAGCAUUUUGCUCCUCGACUUGCUCGAAUUGCUGGUGCUGCUGCCGCAGCAUCUAGUAAUACCCGGGCUGUUACCGGAAGUACACCUCCAAGACGCGCAAUCGCAUACAAAUCGUCCUCCGAGACUAUCAACAGAAGGAACAACAGUAACAGCGACGACUGCUGUUGCGUCAUCCUGUAAAACAUUCGCUUUUUUGUCGGACGCAUGUUCUGUAACGUGUAUAGCCAAUAUCAGCCUUACAUGUCACAAGUAUCUUAUUUUACAUUUAUUCUGUUCUACAUUAUACUUGUUGUGUGAUACAAAGUUUGAUAAUGCAGCCAUU
Ruditapes philippinarum (Manila clam) is the source of this 761-nucleotide messenger RNA. RefSeq lists its product as uncharacterized. The transcript has 3 exons. Lineage: Eukaryota; Metazoa; Mollusca; Bivalvia; Venerida; Veneridae. The record is from RefSeq and is a predicted model, not a curated record. Bases 11 to 619 code for a protein of 202 amino acids.